GAAACCCUAUAGAGAACUGAACCUUAAUCCAGGAGGAAUGUAUCCUAGUGAACACCUGAACCCGGAGUAAACAAUCCGUCCUCUCUAUUCUCCACAAAUACCUGAUUUUUAUCGGUUUCCCAACCCAACCCAAGGAAACUUUAUAAAUUCUGAGGAAAAAUUUCCGUUUGGUUUUCUUGACUGAGUUUUCAGAUUUCUAAAGUUGCAGUUCCUAAGUCUAGUUUCCUUAAUAACAGAAAACGUGGGGUUUUCAAACUUGAAAAUUGAGUGUUGGGAGAUGAAUCUUGAACCAUGUCGGGAUGGAGAAUAAGGAGAUGAGGAUGUACUCCAUGUACCUGAUAUUACUGAUCCUCUCACUCGGUUUAACCGACGGGACGGAUUUAAAUGAUGCGAUUAUAUCGGAGCGAAGAAUUCUUACUCAGGGUUUGCAGCUGGCGUAGGUAUCACUGUACGGGGUGAGCUGACCGCUGAAGGAACAGCUGAUCAGAAGAUCGUCCUGACAUCUAUUGAUGAGCCGGGGAAACAAGAAAAUAGAACGGUUCGGCUGGUGGACGGUCCGAGUAUAGACGAAGGGAUUAUACAGAUUCUCGAGAAAGGAAGAUGGAGAUCGGUUUGUACAAACUCCCGAAACUGGACAGCAGUCGACCUAAAGGUGGUCUGUUCUCAGUUAGGUUUUCAAGGUGGAGAGUGGCAUUACUGGUUCGAUCAUCUUAAUAAUACAAGGAACAUGCUCUAUCAAGAUCCAGGUUGUCUGGGGCUUGAGAGACGGAUUGAGGAUUGUAUGUGGGAGAGGAGAAAGAUGGGGAGCGGAGUUUGUGAUCAUCAUCCGAACCUUGGGAUCCGUUGCAGUCCGUUCCAUAACCCGGAGAACAGAGCUAUCUCGGCACACUGGAGAGGGUUGAGGUUUGAAUAUCCAACCUUCUCUAAGAGGUUGACCGCGGAGGACACCACAUACGGAGUUUUCUCGAAAUCGGUUUUGAAGCAUAUUGAGAUCUUGAAUGCCGGCCAAGGCCGAUAUAAAGGAUUGUUGAACGCGACCUCGGCCGUUGAGACCCUGGGCGUGCCCCCCUUGAUGUCCUAUAUCAAAGUCCAAAACUCAGCUUACAACGGAAUAAACAUAACGAUGCCAAUGUCUGAAGUCUUGAUAGAAUAUGCCAAUAUAACGAUGAACCGUGGAUACGGAGUGUACAUGAACUCAUCACGUGGUUCCCUCGUGAUCAAGGAUUCAGCUGUCACUUCCAACAUGGCCGACGGAGUCAAAUUACACGUUCAUGAUCAGCGGCCAGAGAGCAGGGUCAUUGAAGGCCUGGAUAUACAUGAUUUCUGUACAUACAGUACAACGUACAGUCAGACCUAUCCUUUACUUAUGGUUGCAGAACAGUACAAGGAUAGCAUGGUAGAAAGGUCUUGUGGUAAAAGAUUCUACACGAAGAAAGGAUAUCUUCUAACUCUUCAUUUUAUUCAUCUGAUGGCAAAUGUGGACGAUGGGGUCACACUAGAGGUCAGGGACGGAGCAGAUACGUCCUCAAGGUUGAUAAAGUCAAUAGAAGUGAAGAACUAUACAAGACCAGAGAGUGUAGUAACCACCUCAGACAACAUGUAUGUCACCUUUACCGCCAAACGGCGGGUCAAAACUGAGAUCUUCCUGGAGAUAACGGCGGGGCUUGCUAAAUCCGCUGAUCUGAAUCUAACCGAGUCCGUUGUGUCUGAUAACAACGGUCGAGGGGUGUGGGUGAAACGAAUGCGGAGCAAUGUUCAUAUUCAUAAUUCUCAUAUUAAGAGGAACAAUCAUAUUGCUGGUCUUCAUAUUGACGAAGGAGCAGGAUAUGUUAACGUGACACACAGUAGGAUAUCAGAGAACUAUGUUGACGGUGUGAACAUUACUUAUGGCGGCGGGUGUCAGAACGUGUCAUGGUCUCAGGUUUCCGACAAUAUAGGAGCUGGGAUAUCGUUAUGGUUGAAUGAGACCACUGUUAAUACACCUGUUCGACAAGAAUUCGUGGUGGCUUACUCAAACAUCUCACUAAACCAUGAUAUUGGAGUUUUGGUCGGAAAUUUCUGCGGCCCCGCCGUGGUGAACGCAUCAGGAAACUAUUUUGUCUUUGGAAGAUAUAUUGGACUUGAGAUCCUUUCUUGCUGGAGGGAUUCAGCUUUAGAGAAUGUUCCAGAAGGAAACAUGGCACUACAAAUUGGACACAAUCAUUUCGAGUACAAUGAGGGUGUGGCGGUUAAACUUAGUCCCAUUGCUCGAGCCAGGGGUAAAAUAGAACACAAUGAUUUCAUUGGUAACAAGGACGGAUGUGUUUACACCCAGAACGAGGAUGAUUUUAUUCUUGAAAUCCAAGAUGUAGAUUUACUGAUAGAAGAGAAUAGAUUUUAUAACAACGAAGGAUCUUACGUCCUAAACCUGGGAUUGUCUCACUAUGAUUACAGGAAGGGACAGAAGCUGAGAGCAAGGUUUAAUUGGAUAAUGAAUAACAAGAUAAACGAACCCUGGCUCGGACUAAAUCCUAGAAGUCAGGUUGCAGCACCUGUGGUUCUCUCUUCUGAUAAUAUCAUCUUCGAGAGAAAUAUUCUUGAAAAUCCUGGAUCUAGGUAUGAGAUAGGAUCCCAUCUUAUUGAACCUAACACGGAGCUAAACUGUAAACUCAACUGGCUGGGAGAUAAGGAUGAAGAGAGGGUUUGGGGCAGAAUCUUUGAUAGAGAUGAUAGAUAUAAUCUCGCCAAGAUCAGUUAUAUCCCAUAUCUCCUUUCAAACAAUAUCAAUACAGAACUACUCCUGGAGAGACCCUUGUUUGAGCAUAUUUUUAUCAAUCCUAAAACCAGGGAGAUUGGGGGAGAUGUAUCAGGAGUAGAAGAGCUUAGAGAUAACGGAGUUUAUUUUGUGAGACGAGAUAUUAACGUCCGUCCAAGUGGCCGGCUUAAAAUUACACCUGGAGUAACGUUGAAGUUUGAACACUCUGUGGGAAUGAUGGUUUCAGGAGAACUUAUUGCUGAAGGUGAUCUCCAAGGGGGUCAACCUGUCCUAACCCUCCUGGAGACAGUGCGAGAAAACGUGACGAACGAGAUUGUAAGAUUGGUCGGAGGUCAGACCCUGAGAGAAGGAAGACUUCAGGUUAAGUUUGGUGAAGAAUGGGGUUCAGUUUGUGAUUUCGGCUGGACUCUUGAAUCAGCAGCUCUAGUCUGCCAGCAGAUGGGAUUUGUUUUGAACCCUGAGGACUGGAAACUACAGAGGAAUGAGGUACCUAGAGCAGGGAAUACUGAACCAAUUUUUAUGUCCAAUGUACGAUGCAAGAAGCUAGAUAUGGAUAUAAGAAAGUGCAAAGCUGCAGAAAAGAUGGAGGAUUUUAUAAAUUCUUGUUCUCAUGAACAAGAUGUUGGUUUAAGAUGUUACGACAUAUCCUGGGCUGGGAUGAGGUUGGGAAUGACCUCCAAAAGAUCCAAACUGUAUGACGUGAAGGUGGAGAGAGCAGGAUUGUUUGAUUACCGAACCCACUCCUUCAUGCCUGGGAUUCAGGCAGAUUUCUCUCACCAUGUCUUUGAAAACCUGGAGGUUCGGGACAAUUAUCAGGACGGUUUGGGAAUAAUUUACUCCGACAUAUACUAUCCAGACCAUGUCAAUUUCAUUAAAAACUCUCUUUUCUCUGGAAACAAGCGGCACGGGAUAAGUUUCCGCCAACUGGGAAUGAGAAUUACAGAUACUGAGAUACGAGACAAUGCCCAAGCUGGAAUCUAUCAUGAUCCCAAGCUGAGCAAGCUAGAACAGAGAGAGCUGGCAGAGUGGAUGUCUCUUAUUGAUGAGUCCAAAUCUGAUACCAUCAUACGGUUUCCAGAGUUUACCAGGGGAACUGAGAAAUCUAAUCCAAUUGUUCUGCGAGAGAAGGAAUCAAAACUGAUCAUUACAUCUCCGAAUGUAACCUCAGAGAAGAAAGUUUACUUUAUCAGAGUUGAGAGAGAUGAGUUUGUAAUCGGAAUGCAACUAAUUAAUCCGUUCCAUAACUACACAAGUGAAAAGUUUACCAUCUAUGAUUACAAUGAAGUGUCUAGCUCCCAAAAUAUCAAGGUCUGGGAGGUUUCAAGAGAUAUUGCAACAUUUCCAGCAGUUAGUUCUUCCUAUGCUAUCACUAUAGAGGUGGAUCCUGGAGAUGAACCUCUUGGAAACAUGAUGCUUCUCCUUACUCCGAUCAACUGUGCAAACCUGCCAGGGAAUUGUAAUCCCAGCGCCUGGUUUAUAAACCCCCUGGAUAGAAAUAGGAUUUAUGAUGGUCCAAUCCCACGUCUUACAAUUUCAAAUUCAAGAAUUGCAUUCAAUGGCAAAGGGUUGAUGGCGGUUCAUUACAACAGAUAUCUUGGACAUGAUUCUCAGGUCUAUUUGAGGAAAGCUAAUGAGUCUAUAGAAAUCUUUGACAGUGAGAUAUCUUCCAAUAAAGAAGCAUUUUUCAUAUUUACUCCGUUUAGGGAGUUGAAUCAGUUCAAUAUCUCUGAAAUAACCUAUAUGAUCAACAGAACUAGAUUCUCAGAUAAUCAGGGAGGAAUUUUCCAGUAUUCAAAAGAUCUUAGAGACUCUAAUAACAUCUAUCACUGGGUGCUGAGAGAGAAUAUUUUUGAACAAAACAAGGGAGGAGGCUUUGAUGUCUCUCUCCCCUAUGUCUGGCAUUACAAUGAGAACUUCACACAUACUGUUCAUAUUGAUUCAAACUCCUUUGCCAAAAACAAGGAUUUUGGAUUGAAUAUUCGAGGACAUUUUGCUCGAGUUUAUAUUGUUAAUAAUACCUUAGCAGAGAAUUAUUGUGAGGAGGGGUUGAUAAGUAUCUCUGGGAUGGAGAAAGAAUCAACAAUAUUUGCAAAUAGUAUUUACAGAAAUGAUGGAAUCUAUAUGGUUGAAUUAGAUUUGGAUUCACAAUCUGAGAUAAUGGGAUAUGUUGCAGCUUACUUUACUCAGAACGUGAUUCAACAAAACAGACAUUCUCAUCUGAAGUUAGGUCUAGAUUCAUAUCAUCCUGCCAGCUAUACCCUAGCGGUUAAAGGAGUUCAGAAGUUUAAUAUAACAAACAACCUGUUUGGAAACGAAGGACUAGAUUACGAACUUUUAGCUGGGGUUAAAACUUCCAGAGUUGGAAACAUCCUCAAUGCCGAAUCCAACUACUGGGGAACCUCAAAUAUAGAUCUAAUCCGGGAGAAAUUGUUUGAUUUUGAUGAUUGGAAUUCCUAUUCGACUGCACACUUUCUUCCAUACCUUCUGGAAAACAGCUUUGACAGUCAACUCUCCACCAGCUAUGUUAGAACACCUGAUGUAGAUUUUGACAACCUGGGCGGGAGUUUACAUGAAUCUGUAAGAUUGAUUAACAGAAGACGACCUUAUAUUAUCAGGAGAGAUUUGACAAUUAUGCCUGGUGUGACCCUAACUAUAGAUCCAGGGGUUGAGCUCCAGUUCUAUCCAAGUGUUGGAAUCCUUGUACUUGGAACUUUGAUGGCUCAGGGUAAUAUUGAUGAUAACAUUUUGAUGAGACCUGUUCAGCUUAGCAGAGUCAAUGAUUACAGAGUAGGACGGAGAAAGCGCCAGGCGUUCUAUAGGAAUGGUCCUGAUUUUGAUGUAAGACUAUGUCAGGCGGAUCAGAAUGGAACAAUAUGUCCGGAAGGCACUAAUCAAGGUUUCCUUGAGAUAUACAAUAGAACAACCAUGCAAUGGAUCCCAAUGUGUGACCCUAGGUUCACGGAGAGGAAUGCCGAGGUUAUCUGUCGUCAGCUUGGAUUUAGUGAUCUCAACGUCUUCCUCAACUUCGAUCAAAGGAUCGAAUACCAUGAAGAAUCUCUCUCCAGGAUCAUUUACUGGCCAGAACCCUUCCAGUGCUCCGGUAGGGAGAGGAGACUGUCCCACUGUCCUAUUCGUAUGAAUGGUCAAAUCUACGGCCAUGACUAUGGAUGUAACUGGAAAGGAAAAGAGUUUGCAUUCAUCCACUGUGGAGAGAGAAACCUGGAUAACUCUAUGGAGUACUGGGGCGGGGUUAGAUUCUCAGUUAAGAACUUUGAGCAGGACUUGUUUCAUGAACAUAUACAUGAUGCCGUAACUCACUCUCAAGUAAAGAAAUCCGAGUCCGUCCUACAAUAUGUUCAAAUAAUUGGAGCUGGAAUCCUGCAUACAGAGAAAUCUCCAGCUGUUCAGAGCAUCAUGAAGUCUCCUCUCAUCUCCAGCGUUAACAUCUCCAGGUGUGCUUAUGAUGCAAUCAAUAUGAUAUCUCCGCCCAAAACUGUGAAUCUGCUUUAUAACAAGAUUGAAAACAACAUGGGUGCUGGAGUUUCUGCUGCUAUUCUUACUGGAGAAAUUCGCGAUGCUGAAAAUUCCGCUUUCAUUCCAGUCAAGGAAGUUACAAUUCCUUAUCACAACUUUGGAAUGAUCGAUAUCUGUGAUCCGCACAAAGAGAUAGUGAUUGAAGAGCGUGUUCUACUCUACUACAAGUAUGAUAACAAUCCUGUGGACUGUGUUAAGAUAUUUGCAAGUGUGUACGAUGUGAAACCAAUUGGGUUCAGAUUACUCCAAUACAAUUUUGUCAACAGCUCCGGAGAACCAUGGAUCCCUGAUCAUCUCACCCUUUAUGACGGAGAUAUUUACAAUCAUACUAUCAAACCUAUGACAACAAUAAAGGUUGAUGGAAAAAAUCUAGAAAACAAACUUUGGUCUUCAUCUAAGGACAAUGCCCUGAGUAUAAAGUUUCAUGCUACUGGCGCUAGAAACUCUCUAGGAUUUGUAGCUGAAGUUGUAACGCUGCCAAUUUCUUUUGUUGGAAAUGAUAGAUACGUGAAGCACAAUAUUUCAUUCUCAGUGAUAAAGAAUAAUGAGAGAGGAGCGGUUCGGUACACAUCAGCCGGAGAGAUCAAUCCAGUACUUACUCUUGCUAGAAACCAGAUCAUGGAUAACUGUGUUGAUCUUUAUGGAAACUUCUCAACCUGUCAAUCCGCAAUUCAUCUAGAUAUUCAGAACACUCAGGAUGUUUUCUUCUUGAAUAAUUAUGUUGCAGGAAAUAUUGGAGGAUUGUUUAUCCGAGCUGGGAGUAGUGGAACUGCAACCUCUCUCAAGGGAGUUCUGCUUAACAAUGUUUUCUCUGAGAACAGGAAGGAGGUUACAUUGCACCUGGAGGGGAUCCAGGCCAGUCCUUACCAACAUAUAAACAUGAACAGGAACUAUAUGACAAGGAACAAUGUCACGUUUAAACCAGUUGUGAUCAUGAACCAGGUCGUCUGUAACACUUCCUUCAAUACCUUCUUUAACAACUACGGUCGGGUUAUCCUGGAGAUCACUGGUUACAACAAUGUCAGAUUACCAAUCUAUCAAUCAUUCACCCAUAACGGUUUCCAUAAUAACUAUGCGUAUGGUAAGCAUUGUGAUCAAACCACACUGAAGAGAUGUGAAUGGGGGAGUAGAGCAACAAUCCUAGCUGGAUCGGCAGGACAGGAGUACGUGGACAACGUAUUCUAUAACCUUGACAACGACUAUGAGCUGGUUACCAUGAACAGGUCGGAGUACGACGUGUGGAAGACCCCAAUCAAUGCCAAGUACAACUAUUGGGCGUACAAUGAGACCUACGCAGUUGCAGGACGGAUAAAGGAUCUGCAUGACGAGGACGGAUUACUAGAAGUAGAUUUUACACCGUUUCACAUGAAUAAUAGAACCUUGCUCAGUGGAAAAUGUCAUCCUGGCUGGACCCUCGUUGGAGGCACAUGUUUCAUGUAUCAUGGUGCUCCAAUGAGCUUCAACAAUGCUAAAUCCUUCUGCGCCAAGGACAAUGCAUCGAUGCCAUACUUGAUGGACAGGUACUACCAAAUCCAUAGGUACCUGGAGACACAACAAGAGGAUUGGAGAUACUAUGACAUGGUUUGGGUUCAGCAUCUCGACUCUCCUGCAAAUGAAUGCACAGCUUUUGUUGAUGGACAGGUUGACUCAGUGUCCUGUGAUUUCCUGCUCCCGACCCUCUGUGAACUUGAUCCUCAUGUCAGUCCUGGGUUCAGUAUUCAUCAUCUGGAGGAUUAUGUAACCAUUGCAUCAAUCUGCUCUGUCAUUGGUUGCUUUCUCCUCAUCGUUCUUAUAGCAGUGCUCUGGUGUUCCAAGAACAGAACCAGGAACAAGGAACGGUUUGAGAGACGGAACUCUAUCCGUCUCUCCAAGAGUUCCCUGGGCAGUAGAUCUCUGGCGUCUAUGCAGAGUGCAGGUUUCAGUGAUAUUAACUACCGGAGAAAGAUGAUAAAUAAUUCAAGACAACCUAGUAUUGUUGGAACCAACCCGUACGGUCCAAAUACUAGUUUUGACUCAAUUGAGAAACGUUCCAGUGCAUUAAAUUCAACCCUGGAGGAUGCUCUUUCCUAUGAUAUUUACGAGCAAAAAAUGGCAAAUCCUGUUCCAUUUGGGAGCCAUCUUUCUCCAGGGAGCACUAACUUUAUAGAUCUUCAUGGACAAGAGGUUCAUUAUGCUCCAGGAGGUAGCAGUAUCAAUGCAACCAUCCAUAGAGCAUCUGUAAACUAUGAUUCUUUUGAAAACAGGCAAAUCCGUCCUGACACUAGACAAUCACAGUUAAACACAGAGGAUUCACAGAAAUCACUGUGGCAUGCCUCCCAGCAUACCUUGAGCAUGAGAGAUGCAGACUCCGUCCUAGAGCUUAAACGAGAUCUCCAGUUAGAAUUGAAACCUGAAGCUGAGGAUUCAGCGAACACUAGUGAUACUCAAACUUCUCAAUCCACGGAUCAGGAAUAUCAGAAUAUGGAUCAGGAUUAUCAAACUAUGGAUCGAGAGUAUUCACGGGAUCGGAGUAAUCAGUCAACUUUCCGUCCUGCAAAUACUGCAGUUUAUGGACAUUCAAACUUUAAUACUUUACAGAUGCAACAACAACAGCAACAACAACAUCAACCUCCGCAGGAGCUUCAACAACCUCAACAGCAUAUAGGCAACAUCCCUUCAAUGCCCGGGUAUGCCCGACCUUUUGCCCAUCAGGAGGAACCCAGUCCUUCAUUAAGAGAAACCUUAUCUCGAGAAAACCCUCCUCGUCCCUUCCACCCUCCCCCCGCCCCUCCUAGUCAAAGACCAGUGUCAGAUCAUUUCAGAAAAAAUCCUUCCCGAUCCUUCAGACCGUCCGAUCCACCAGCACUGGAGACAGGUUUCGAUGAUCCACCCCCUCGACAGACCCGCUCCAAGAGCAUGCAGAUCCUUGAAACCAACCUGGAUGAGGAUGGGGAUGAAGAAAGUCUAGUGAACCAGUCUCAUAAACUCUCUAGGAGUAUGCAACUACUCAACGCCAAUAUUAGUGUUAACUCAAGCCUACUAGAGACAGAUAUGUAGGUUUCAAAAUAUCAGGGAUAAGAUCGAACUUUACCAAGUGAUUAAUCUCAAAACAAUUCCUCAAAAUGAAUAAAGUUCAAAUUAUAUAUUUUUAUAGUUAUUUAUUGUUGAAAUUAACAAUAUUGAUAUGGCAACUGAUGUCUAUGUGCCUAAACUUAAAGAAAACUGCCUUUUUUAAAACUUUUUUUUCACAACAGCGAAUAUUGUGAAUAUGUAUAAAUAAAUAAUAGUGUAUAAAAAGUUUAAUGUUUUUUUUGUAUGAAUAUUAUAUAAAUGUCAUUAUUGUUGUUUAACAACAAAAAAGAACUGAUAUUAAGAGCUAAAUGUCUGCAAUAUAAUAAAUCGAUUUCCUUCUUA
Molecule: messenger RNA, 9682 nt
Organism: Eurytemora carolleeae
Lineage: Eukaryota; Metazoa; Arthropoda; Copepoda; Calanoida; Temoridae
Gene: bark
Product: protein bark beetle
Cellular component (GO): membrane
Source: RefSeq, a predicted model, not a curated record